AUGGUCACGUGCCUAGCGUGGCCUGCCACGGCCCAGGUGUACAACAUGAAUCGGUAUGGCAAACAGCAGUUGACCCAAAAACAGUAUCGAUACGGCAACCCGACAUGGGCAAACGGAGCUAAUCGGGCCGGUGGUUGGGCGUCAUCCUCAUACGGUAACAUGAUGAGACAUUAUCCGGUGUCAAUGGCCCGAUACGGAGCUAUAAUGGGCGGAGGUAGACAAACGCAGUCGCCAGACGACUAUUAUGAUGGCGAAGCUAGAGGAUCGGUCGCAUACGAUCCCAGCCCCAGACGGUACGACCGGUUGGACUACGCUGUAGUCAGGUAUCCGAAUUACGGUGUUGGUUAUGGUGGUUACGGUGGUUACGGUGGUUACGGUGGUUAUGGUUAUUAUCCGAUGACCAGUCUGGCCGCGUCGGGUGGUAGCGAUGGUGUUGUCGUUGACGACGAUUUGUUGUAUGACGAUGAUAACGAUGACCGUGACCGCGACCGCGAUGACGACGAUAACGACGAUAUGUUGUUUGGGGAUCAUUCCGGUGGUCAAAUGACUGCAGCAAGGUAUCCUAUGACGGACAAAAUACACAAUUUUCGGAAGGUGUUCAUGUCAAACCUCGUGUCACCAUCCAACGCGUUCAAGUCACCCAAAGAACGGCAGCUAUACGACUUUUGGGAGUCCCUGAUCAAUGGCGACUUGGAUGACAUGCAGCAGACCGACGAUACCAUCGGACAACAGCGUCUAGACCGCGAACGGCCACAGCAUCAGUCGCCCACUUCAUUGCUCUAUCAACAUCUGCCGCCGAUAUUUCUCAAGCUGCAGCAACAGCAGAAACAGAAGCUACAGAACCAACAGCACCUGCUGAAGCAGCACUACAAGUCGGUUGACGAUCAGACACCACCACCACCCCUGUCCCCGCCUUCGACAUCAUACUUGGCGUCGUCGUCGCCACUGCAUACCGUACCACGUGGAAAUUUCUACAAACAGUGGGCGAACGGAUCGCCACUAAUCAAGAGGUCUUCGGCUGGUGGAAUGCAGCAGACGAUUUUACCAUCGUCUUUAUCAUCAUCAUCUUUGGACAACGAGGACGUACGGCAGUUGCGUGAGCUAAAAUCUAACAACGGUAUCACCAAUACGACAGCCACAGCGACAACAAUGACCACGUCGACCACUACAACCACUUCCACGGUCGCCGGUGUGAGUACCGCGGCAGUGCCAUCGCCUCUCAUGGCAGACGGAGGACAGAGAGAGUUCGUGCUGCCCAGACCAGCGGGUGAGAAGACAGGUUUGGAGAGUCUGUUGGAGGUGAUCGCCGAAGGUGGUCUUCGUGGAAAUUACGGCGAUAACAGCAAUUUUUCCAAAGAAGCCAAAGUAAAUAAGAAAAGAUCAUUCGUUUCCGAUGAGACGUCAUUAGCAGCUCAACUUGGUGCGCUUCGAAAAAAUUAA
Molecule: messenger RNA, 1440 nt
Organism: Macrosiphum euphorbiae (potato aphid)
Lineage: Eukaryota; Metazoa; Arthropoda; Insecta; Hemiptera; Aphididae
Source: the annotation of a GenBank genome assembly